AUGUCCUCCAGUCAAGGAUCAUCAUCUACAGCUGUCGAUAAAGCAGCAAAUGACAACAAAUCGAACCAAUGCAAUCCAAACAACGCUGAAAAUCGUGGUCAUGAAUCAGGCUAUACAGGCACAGGUGAUAAAGCUGAUUUGGACAAUCAUGCAAACCAGCUAAAUUCAAAUAAUCCGAACUAUCAAUCAAGUGGUUCGAAAUAA
This is a messenger RNA of Rotaria sordida, 204 nucleotides long. The record is from the annotation of a GenBank genome assembly. NCBI's taxonomy places the organism in Eukaryota, Metazoa, Rotifera, Eurotatoria, Philodinida, Philodinidae.